GUUGUAUGGCGCGUGCAGCUCUCCGCAUUGAACAAAACACACACUUUAGCGCUAUUUUAUAGGUGUAGCUGUCUGAAGCGGCAGCGUGUACCUCCGGCCGGUCGAGUUCUGUGUAAACGUGUGUAUUUCUGGGCUGGUGUAGCCUAGGGCGCCGAGCUGUUGGUUUUGUGUCCUGCUCCUGGCCUUUUCGGCCCAGUGUGAGUGACUGAGUGCGGGCACUCGCACGCGCCGUGAGCGCGCAACGUGCCUGUAUGUCCGUCGCGCGCCGUGCUUACGGAGGAAGACGGCUUUGCCGGGCAGCAGAAACCCUCAAGUUUGACCAUCAUGGCUGAUCCUGAUAUUGAUUUCACGAGUGGAGACGCCGGGGCCUCUGCUACCUUCCCCGUGCAGUGCAGCGCGCUGCGCAAGAACGGCCAUGUGGUCCUGAAGGGUCGCCCCUGCAAGAUCGUAGAAAUGUCUACUUCCAAGACUGGUAAACACGGUCAUGCUAAGGUUCACCUUGUGGGAAUUGACAUUUUUACUGGCAAGAAGAAUGAAGAUAUUUGCCCUUCAACCCACAACAUGGACGUUCCAAACAUCAAGAGAAAUGACUAUCAGCUGAUUGGCAUCACAGAUGGUUUCCUCUCCCUGAUGAAGGACAACGGUGAAGUUCGUGAGGACCUCCGCCUGCCGGAGGGGGACCUGGGAAAGGAAAUUGAGACCAAGUAUGAGGCUGGCGAAGAGAUGCUGAUCUCAGUGCUGUCUGCUAUGGGGGAGGAGUGUGCCGUCGCCAUCAAGGCCAUGACCAAGUAAAGCAGAGAAGGCUGGUUGAUCAGGCUGAGACAGAGCGCCACAAAUCUUACAUCUCAGUUAUUGUCACCAAAGCUCUGGCCUUCACCAACAACCUUGAAUUGUUUCCGUUGCGUUUUCCAAAACCGUGCUGGACUAUUACAGCCCUCCUGUAGGGUGAUUGGCAUUCAGCCAGAUCACUGAGGUUUAUUUCUUCCCCCUUCCUUUUUGCGUUCAGCAUGAUGAUCCAGCCACUUAAAAUUCCUGAAUGUUUUAAAGAUAGAUUAUGAAAUCCUUUUUACUGUUACACUCGUCAUUGUGCAUUCCUUUUGAGAGACAUUUAUUUUGACUUGAGAAUUUAAAUCAGCAGACACCUAAAUUAUUUCUCUGUCCCAUUUCUGGGGACUGUACUUCUCACAGUGUGGUAUAUGGUAUCUCUAGUGCCUGAUCCAUGGAUGUGAUGCCCUAGAAUAAAAAAAAAAAUACUCUAUUUGCCAUCCAAGCAGGCUUUGAGUUACUUGGCCAAGAAAACAAACCUCAGUGAUUUGUCGGUGCCUGUCUGCCUUGCAGAAACAACUUGCAAUGACGCGGGACCCAGUGGCCAUGCACGAUUACCUCUGUACGCGACGCCAAAUCGGUGGCCGUCAUUGGCAACCUUGCAACGCUGUUAAAGCCUGCAACAUGUUUCAUUAGUGAGUAGGCUUUUCCUGAAUGUUGUGCUGAUGCCUUGUGAUGUGCUGUGGAGGGAAUCUACCAGGGGUGAGGGCAUUACCGUGACCUUUUGGUUUUUUCUCACUCGAGGCCUUUGUCACCAGAAUGAAAAUUAAAAAAAAAAAAAAAA
Molecule: messenger RNA, 1609 nt
Organism: Scleropages formosus (Asian bonytongue)
Lineage: Eukaryota; Metazoa; Chordata; Actinopteri; Osteoglossiformes; Osteoglossidae
Product: eukaryotic translation initiation factor 5A-1-like
Exons: 5
Coding region: 325-792 (155 amino acids)
Biological process (GO): positive regulation of translational termination; positive regulation of translational elongation
Molecular function (GO): ribosome binding; RNA binding; translation elongation factor activity
Source: RefSeq, a predicted model, not a curated record